GCACGGGCGUGAUGGGCGCCGUGAUGCGCGUGCGCAACGCGCUGGCCUACGCGACGCACACCUUCUUCCAGCAGGCGGGGUUCAUGUACGUGCACGCGCCGCUCAUCACGGGCGCGGACUGCGAGGGCGCGGGCGAGAUGUUCCAGGUGACCACCCUCGACCUUGCCAAGCCGCUGCCGCAGUCGGCGGGCGGCGGCGUCGACUACGCGCAAGACUUCUUCAGCAAGCCCGCGUACCUCACUGUCUCGGGGCAGCUCAACGGCGAGUACUACGCGUGCGCGUUCGGCUCCAUCUACACCUUCGGCCCGACGUUCCGCGCGGAGAACUCCAACACGACGCGCCACCUGGCCGAGUUUUGGAUGAUCGAGCCGGAGAUUGCCUUUUGCGACCUCACGCAGAACAUGGACUGCGUCGAGGGCUACUUGCGCCACUGCUUCUCGCAUGUGCUGGCCGAGUGCGGCGAGGACCUGGCCUUCCUCGAGGACUACGAGGUGAAGCGCAAGGAGGAGGCUGGCGAGCCGCUUGAGGAGACGCUGCGCGCGCGGCUCGAGGUGGUGGUGAAAGACGCCUUCGCGCGCGUCUCGUACACGGAGGCGGUCGAGAUCGUCAAGCAGGACGGCGUGGCGUGGGAGUUCCCGCCGCAGUGGGGCGAGGAGCUGCAGACGGAGCACGAAAAGUACCUCGCUGAGGUGGUCUACAAGAAGCCCGUCAUCGUGUACAACUACCCGAAGAAGUGCAAGGCCUUCUACAUGCGCCUCAACGACGACGACGCGACGGUCGGCGCGAUGGACGUGCUCUUCCCGCGCGUGGGCGAGAUGGUGGGAGGCGCGGCUCGAGAUUGCACGAGAUUGCACGAGAUUGCACGCUCACAGCGGGAGGAGCGGCUCGAUGUCCUCCUGGCGCGGAUGAAGGAGAUGGGGCUUCAGGAGGAGGACUACUCCGCCUACCUCGACACGCGCCGCUUCGGCUCGCAGCCGCACUCGGGCUUCGGCGUUGGCUUCGAGCGCCUCGUGCUCUACGCGACGGCGAUGGGCAACAUCCGCGACGUCAUCCCGUUCCCGCGCACCGUCGGGCAGAUGCUCCACUGAGCGCACUCGCCAAGGCUGCGCCGGGGCCGCCGCGCGGGCGUGCGCCAGCCUCGGCGAGGCGGGAGCUGGCGAGAAGCUCGCGACGGAGAGAAAGUGCCAGAGGCAGAGCCCCGCCCGAAAGCCUCGAGUGUCUGUGGUGCCUCUCCGCCCGGGGUAGAGUCCGUAGACGGAAAUGGUAUGUCGAUCGAGAUGUGGUGUGGCGGAACACCUGCCCUCACGCCUCAUCAGAGAUGCAUAAAUUGGCGAGAAUAUAUGCAC
Emiliania huxleyi CCMP1516 is the source of this 1346-nucleotide messenger RNA. RefSeq names its product asparagine--tRNA ligase. The record is from RefSeq and is a predicted model, not a curated record. Gene Ontology annotation, cellular component: mitochondrion. Gene Ontology annotation, biological process: asparaginyl-tRNA aminoacylation. NCBI's taxonomy places the organism in Eukaryota, Haptophyta, Isochrysidales, Noelaerhabdaceae. The transcript is spliced from 7 exons. The coding region runs from base 12 to 1088 and encodes 358 amino acids. Gene Ontology annotation, molecular function: ATP binding; asparagine-tRNA ligase activity.